UUUUGACAUGACAGUUGAAACUGUUUUGUGUUUGAUAAUAAAUCUUUUAAAAGGCUGUAAAAUUUAUAUCAGUUUGAAUUAUUAAAAUGAAGAUUUUUGCUGCAGACGUUAACUUAAGUGAUGAAUUUGUUAAAAUUAAUGACCUUUUUAAUGCCUCUUGUGAUAUUAAAGCACAACAAGAUUGUUUGGUUAAGCUAGAUGAUCAUUUUAAACAUGACGCAUCUCUUGCAUAUAGAACAGAAGCAGGAAAUUUGUUGGCCAAGAUAUAUUUGCUUACACCUUUAAAACAUCCACUAAGGAAAACAUUACUUCGAAUGUUUGAUAAAACUACAUGUAUUGAUCUAAAUGAACCGUUGUGUUUGUAUUUGACCAUUCAAGUAAAGCAGAUUUGUGAUAAUUUGUUUCAAGAUUUAAAUGCCAUAAACAAUAUAAUCAAUAGUUUGUAUGUAGUGGUGGAGAAUGAAAACAUACUUAUUCAUGACGUAACAGAAGAUGUAUUUGUGUUUUUGAAGUACAUCAUCAAUGAUUUAUAUUGUAGGACACAAGGAAAUUCGAAUUUACCUAACUUAUUGCCUGAACAAGUAAAUAACUAUUUACAACACUUCAUUAGAAUAACUUUAGCACUGUGUCAAAAAUAUGAACCCUCUCAGGACAACAGUUGUGAAUUUUUAAUGCUUUCUUUCAAAAUUUGUAUGCAUCCUAAUGUUACAUUUGAUACAAGAGCAAAUUGUGGUCACAUCAUGCUAAUUGUCUGUAAAAACGUUACAGAAACUCUGUUUACUAAAGAAAUGAAUAAAAAUGAUAUUUGGAAAGAGUUUAUUACUCUUUUGAACAAUCAACACUCUUAUCUGAAGGACUAUUUAGAGUUUGAUAGAUAUGAAAGUAAUAAUGUUGAAGUAACAGAAAUUUUCGUUGUAUGUAUAAUGUUGGGUAUAUUAAAGACUGUUCCUCUUGAAAUACUUCAGGCACACACUAUAAAUAACUACCCUGUAAUAACAUAUUUUUUUAAUGAAUUGCUGAACAGUGUAAAGCGUUUUACAUGCAAACCAACUCAAAUUUUGGAAAUAACACAAGCAAUGCUGUUAAUGAGCAAUAGUGUACAUUAUCUGGGUCAAGAAGAGUUAAAGUUAGUGUUGGAAGAUGCGUUACCGUUUGUGUUUAGUCAUUUAAAUCAUUACAUGAACACAAUUCGCUCUAACACUACGGCAAUAUUUAUUAAUUUUAUAAAAUGUGCCAAACAACGAGAUUUAAUUGGCCUAAUUAUUGAUGAAGCUUUUAAACUGCAAAACAGCGAGAACAGUUUUUACCAAGUUUUGGAGGUACUGAGUAAAGAAAUUAGUUGUUCAAUGUUUAUCAAGAAACAUUUAAGUUUCCCCAAGUUUUUACUUUCUAAUUUAAUAAAAACGGACUUGGCCAACGAAAUUUGCGCUUGUUUCAAGAAUCUGGCGAACCUUCACUUUCACGAAGAAUCAAGAGAGAAUUGGGUGGAAUGUUGGAUCUCGGCUCUUAUAACUUUUUUAGGAAAUUGUCCAGAAGAAUGUAACAAAUAUUGUCACGAUUUAUUUAUAGAAUUGUUUAAAAUAGAUCAAACAGUUAUCAAAACUUUUUUACUUAACCAGAAGGGUUCAGAAAACGAAAUAAUAAUUUAUCUUGCUUGUUUACUACACCUACGAAAUCAUGGUAUCCCUUUACAAACAACUGAAAUUUACGGAGUAAAUUCUAACGAAACAGUUUUGUGGAGAUCUCUUGUAAACUACGAACUUUUGGAGGCUCUUAAAUUUCAUCAUAACGAUAUCAUUCGUGUUUCAGUUUUGGCGCUCGUCGUCGAAAGUCAUAAAAGUACCGAAACUUUUACACAGUGGGAAUUAGACUUUUUAAUUAGUUAUUUUCAAAAAAACACCUCCGUGCUCUCCGCCAACACUCGCCAACAAAUUAUGGCUUUAGGAAGAAAAAUGUUUGCGAGAUAUAACGAAAGUAUGAAAGUGUUAAAACGAAAUGAAGCUCAGUUAAAAAAUAAACUGAAAGGAAAGGAACAACUGGCUUUAAAACUAAAUUUAAAAAGUACACUGGAUUGUUUAGAAAGUUACGAAAAGUUUUGGUUUAAUUUGUUCUCCCAGGUGUUAUCCAUCGGUCUACAUUCGGGAGCCAAUUAUUCUAGAAGAUUUUGUUGUCUAGAAUUACUUAUUUUAUCCUCAAAAGUAGUGGACGACAAAAAAUGGAUUUCUGCAUGGCACAAAGAGAAUGUACAACAUCUAAAAGGCAUAAUUGAAACAGAUACUUAUGAAACAAAUAAAGAAAAGGCAGUAAUAUUGUCCCAAAAAAUUGGUAGCGACAGAAUGGGUUUAAAUGUGAAAACGGAGGCUGCAAUUUAUUUUAAAAAUGUUGUUAGCAAUUUAACAAGUUUAAAGCCUGCAGAUACUUUAUCAGGUUCUUAUAUGUUCGAUGUAAUUUUGGAGAGUUCCCACGUGACAGGAAUAAUAAAAGAAAAUAUGAAAAACGGAUCGGAAAAUGAAGACAAAGUAUACAUGGCUAUUUCAUUUAUUUUAGAGAAUAUUUUCGAAGCCAUCGACUUUGCUAAAAAUAAUUUAAAAAAAGCCGCAGAAACUAAACCAUUACACGGCUUAUUUUUGGCAUUAAGGCACUUAAUGAAACAUAUGGUUACUAGAGAUUUGGCAGAACCCAUAUACAGAGACAUAUUAGACAAAUGUGUAAAGGCGUGUUUUAUGGUUCUUCCAAUCAUUUUCCAAGUCGUUUGUAAUUCUUCCCCUGAAGGCUACAUUCCCGAGGACAGCUUUAGUAAAGAAGACGAAACAUGUACAGCUCAAAUGCUUCUAGUCUACACGUGGCGCGCUGCUAAAGAAACUUCACUAUUUUUGGGCGAAAUUGCUUUAAAUUUACCAAUUUGUGACUCUGACGAAUCUCCGAAUGAUGGUGUGAUAAGUGUGGAUUUAAUGCAAAGAAUUGGUGACUUCUUCGUGGAUUUUUUGAUGACAGUCAAACAUCGUGGAGCCUUUGAACAGGGCUAUAUUGGCUUCACUAAUUACUGUAAGAGACUUUGGAGAUUGCGUAAUUAUAAACUUAGGAGACUUCCGGAAAUGUAUCUCACGAAAAUAAUGAGCAGUUUACAAGGCAAAUUUGAGCACAUAAAUGCAUGCGCGACUAGAAGAAGCGCAGGACUUCCUUUCAUGGUUCAGGCGGUGUUAACGACAGAACCCAAAUUAGAAGGCAGAUUGUUUAAUCAAACCAUGAAGACCUUACUAAGCUUGGCGAAGAAUGAAGGAGACGAUAAUGUUGAACAAAAAGUUCAUUCUUUAAAUAUAUUAAAAGCCCUUUAUAAGCACAACCAAUUGGGGGAAGCAGUUACCCCGUACGUAGCCCAGGGAGUAAUGAUUGCCAUUCGUGGACUCUCAAAUUCAAGCUGGAGUAUUCGAAAUUCUGCUACAUUACUCUUUUCUUCCCUGAUGACGAGAAUGUUCGGUGUUUCGAGGAAUAAAAAGUCUAUUAGUUCUAAAAAUAAAUUAACAGGUCAUGUAUUUUUCAUGCGGUACCCUCUUCUUUACGAUUUUUUGCUGAAACAAUUGAAAAAUAGAUCAAAAGACGAGAACUGUCCCAGCUUGUAUGGGAUCCUGCUCAUUUUUGGGCACCUGUACCCUGGAAAUCGUAACAACGACUCUGAGUACAAAUUAAGUGUAUUUUUGCCUUAUGUCGAGGCGUGCUUGUCUAAUAGUGUUUAUCAAACGAGAGACUUGGCUGCUGCCGCUUCUGUCGCUAUAAUUUCUACUCAAGAUAGAGACGGCUACGUUUGGAAUAUUUUAAAGAAAUUACCAAGAAUAAAAACAGAAAAUAACAGACAUGGACUUCUUCUCCAGCUUCGAUAUUUCUUAGAAAAUGUAAAUGUUAUUCAAAAAAGCGACCUUGAUUGUUUCGUUUUUUUAUUCCAAUAUUUAGAAGAAAAUGGCAGUGAUCUAUCAAAGGCUCUGUAUCUAGAAAUACUUUUUGAAAUAUUAAAAAAAAUUAGUGAUAGUGAGAGCUACGAUAACAGUUACCUGAAAAACGUUUUCAGUUCCUUUUUAUGGAGCAAAGUACACAGAAAAGGAGCACGUGUAUUAUCAACAUCUUCCCUUAAAUACAAAAUAUAUAAUGGGGCUUUAAGCUUACUAUACAGCUCAUACGUUGCCGCAGACCCAAAAUUAUUAAUUAGGCAGUUGUUCUCCUAUUUAAUUGGCGACGACCAGGAUUUAAAAACGUUUUCGUUAAAAAUUAUAAAUUUUAUCAGCGAGUCAAAUGGGAGUAAUUUGUGCAGGACAGAAAAAGAUCUUGCUAAACAAUGUGUGAAACUGUUACCAAUUGAAUUAAUAGACGAGAUGAACGAUUUAAUAAAACGUACAUUAAAAAUUUAUCUGCUCUAUGCUUUCCGGUAUUUAAACGAGAUGGAAGACGCUGAUUUUUUAGUUUCCUACUUUACAGCCCUUCGAAGGCACGUUUUUUUGUUAAAUGAAGUUUUUAACUCUCCAAAUGACGUUAUGGAACAUCUUUUAAAACUUUGUAAAGAAUGCAAAGAUGAUUUAGUAAUUAGCAGUCUUUUAGCAGUUAUUGUGGAGUAUCUUGGAAGCUUAGAACAAAAAAGUAAACUGAACAUUACAAAGUUACUGAAUUUUUUAGAAUGCUGUGCUUCCCCUGAUGCCUCAACUGUUCUUAAGUUGUCUGUAUGCGACUUCUUUCUUGAUAAUAAAUGUUUAUUUUACCAAAAGGAUCCUCUUCUAUCAGGUUCCGAUUUAAUAAAAUGCUGGUACAUGGUCACUACAUUAACAGAAGACGACGACAGUAUGGUGCGAAAUAGAAUAUCACAUCUUGCAGCUGUUCCUUUUUCAUGUGAAUCUAUUCCUAUCAUUUUGCCCAAAUAUAAUUUGGAAACCAUACAAUCUGCAAAGGAGAAGAUAUUAGAUCAUGCUUUCUUAAUUCUCCCCGACUUGCCUCUCCUGUCGUAUCUUUUGACUUUAAUAUUCAGAAAUUCGGAAUCUGAUGUGACUGAAGACUGCGAAACGUCUGAUGUUUUUGAUAAGGGUUUGAGUAAUAUACAUUCCGAAAUAUUAUUAACUUCUUAUCAGGCUCGAAAUAUGUUAAAAAAACUUCUCUUAUGCAAAGAACAAGCUAUAAAAAAUUCCGGGGAGCUAUUAAAUGUUAUAUCAAAACUAUCUGUUGCAUUUGAUGAUGCGAUUAUAUCCAGAGAAAUUAAAAAUCAUUCUUAUUAUGUUUCGAAAACAUUUACACGCAUUCUGGGUGAAAAUAACAACAAUUUUUUAAAUAAAUGUCAGGCUGUUAUUGAAAACUUAGAAAAUAGUAACUUAAAAGAAUUUUUUGGUUUUAUUAUGAGCUAAUUAUAAAUUACAUUUGAUUCGUAUUUUGAUGAUUUAAAAAAGAUUUUUAGUACAAUAAAUGUUUACAAAUUGA
Agrilus planipennis (emerald ash borer) is the source of this 5451-nucleotide messenger RNA. It is a transcript of the gene THADA, whose product is annotated as thyroid adenoma-associated protein homolog. The transcript has 11 exons. Bases 87 to 5378 code for a protein of 1763 amino acids. Lineage: Eukaryota; Metazoa; Arthropoda; Insecta; Coleoptera; Buprestidae. Gene Ontology annotation, biological process: tRNA methylation. Gene Ontology annotation, cellular component: cytosol. The record is from RefSeq and is a predicted model, not a curated record.